Molecule: messenger RNA, 522 nt
Organism: Dibothriocephalus latus
Lineage: Eukaryota; Metazoa; Platyhelminthes; Cestoda; Diphyllobothriidea; Diphyllobothriidae
Source: the annotation of a GenBank genome assembly
AUGUUCCUCCUCUUCUUCUUCUUUUCCCUCCCUCCCCACCCGUCAAGUCUCCUCCUGAAGGUCGCUUUGGAGCACUAUGGGGAGGCGCUGGCCUGCGGAAAUCAGUUCAUCUACCAGUCGAUGCCGCGUUUUCUCACCCUGUGGCUCGACUACGGUGCGGAAUUUGCGCAGAAACAGGAAACUACUGCCACCACCAUCACAGGCAAUACUUUUCGCGCUGGUGCAUCCGAGACUGGUGCAAACGAGGACACAUCAGCCGCCACGUUUGAUGAAGUGCAAGCGCUUAUGCGAGCCAGCCUUCAGAAGAUACCACCGUACCAAUUCUAUACGGCGCUGGGGCAAAUCCUCUCUCGAGUUUGCCACGAACAUCCCUCUAUUGUGAACAUGCUGGUGGACCUCAUUGUGCGCGUUCAACCGUCGCUCAACGGCGUGAACGAUGCCAGCAGAUAUUUGCUCAAGUUAGGUAAGUUCUCGGGUGCUGUAACUAGUUUGUUUAAUAUUCUAAAUAUGCGUCAACUCUGA